Molecule: messenger RNA, 4768 nt
Organism: Xyrichtys novacula (pearly razorfish)
Lineage: Eukaryota; Metazoa; Chordata; Actinopteri; Labriformes; Labridae
Source: the annotation of a GenBank genome assembly
AUGAGCUGUUUGGAUGUUAUGUACCCAGCCUAUGGACAUUACGCACCGUACGCACCGACUGCUCCUGCUUUUAUCAGUAGCUUACAGGUAGGAAGAGAACAAAUCUUUCAAUACUAUCGAGGUACUUGUUGCAUUUUCUAAGCAUUUUAGAGAUGAUGUAACUCGGCUGUUUGGUGGAUAUUUGGCUAAUUCUUGUGCGUAAAAGCAAAUAACUCGUAUCGAUCGUGGAAAUGUUUCAUUUCUUGUACGUGAAUGAAGAUUUUUUUUCAAAAAUUUAUUUGUUUUUCGCUGAUAUCUGUAUCAGUAGUUGUUAUUUGUGUAUCACCGAGCAGAGAAGUCGCUAUAUAUUCUGAAAUAUAUCUUUACGCACUGACAUUAGGUUGCUCACGCGCGCUCAUGCCAGCGUUGCCACACACAAAGAAAAACAUUAUGUCAAAAUGUCUCAUAGUCAGCUCAGGAACUGUCCUCUGCAACACCUGUCAUAACCCUCUCCCUUCUCCUCCCCCCUUCUCCUCCCUUCCCUCUGACCCCCCUCGCAGGCUCCCACAGGUCUGAGCAGAACCUCUCCUCAUUGCCGGGAUUUUAUGGACACUCCCAGGGGUCCCGAGGGGAUGUCCGGGGGCCCAGGCACAGGAGGAUCAACUUCCUCCUCGUCUUCAUCCAGUUCUUCUACUUCCUCCUCCUUCACGUCUGCAGCUCUGAGGUCAGAGGAGGGCCCUAAGGAGAAGCAGGAGGCCCCCGAGGCAGAGUACCUUACUUCUCGAUGUGUCCUCUUCACGUACUACCAGGGAGACAUCAGCAGCGUGGUGGACGAGCACUUCUCCAGAGCCCUCAGUUCUUACAUGGAUGGAGAGGGCAAACGGAGGGCGCCGGACCAACAGGGCACAGGUAUGCUCCAUUGUCCAUAUCUUGGAGCUGAACACAAAAGCAGUGUCAACCUGCUGUGCAAAUGAAACGAUCCUGGACGUCUAAAACUCUUCUAUGUCCAUGCAGAAAAGUAUAAAGAUGUGUGAAGAUUAGUAGCAACCUUAUUUAUAUUAAGAUAUUAUUUAAAUAUGCUUUCAAGUGAUUAUCAGGAACCUAUCUUAAUGUUUUUGCACCAGUGACACUGACCAUUACAAAAUAUUGUUGCUGAAGAUUCAUGCCAGCUGAAAGACAUUUGGUUGAUCUCAUUCUAACUUGGUUUUGUCCCCCUGUUACACCCCAGCAGUUGCAUAAUUUGCAUGUAUUUAUGUGAACUCAGGUUCAACAGUUGUCAGUGUAGUGUCCUACGCUUGUUUUUGAGGGCCACACAGGGUGAGCUGACAGAUCUGCAGAGCACAGCAGAGAGCCAGACAGGUGAUGUGAUCAGGUGACACGACUGCAGAGCUGCUUGUUGGGACUGUUGUCCCUGGAGAGGUCAGGGCGUAGGGUUCAGAGGUCACGAGGGUCAGAAGCUGCAGAAAGUCACAGGACUUUUUUUUUUCUUUCUUUUUUUACUCUGGUUGGAGAAAAGAGUUUCGCAAAAGCAAGAGAAAACAAGCAGCCGGCGUUGGAUUGGAUUUUUUCUGGGUUUAAAGUGAAAAAUCUGGAAUCCAUAAAUAAUUAAAAGCAGCUCACAAACAUUCGGCCUCAAUUUUGGACAUCUUGUGUGGUAUGCUUUGGAAACAUUAUCAGUGCAGGCAUUCUUGAGAUUCAUAACCAACUGUUAGUCAGUGUCAACUUUUUUUUACAAGCAAAAUAAGAGACAAAAAACAAAAACAAAAAAAAGCUUAUAAUUACUUUAAAAACAUCAAUUUAUCUGCUCUAUUUUAGUUUUGAUUACACCAGGUGGAAACUUGUCAUUUUCAAAUCUUCCUCAGACAACAAGCCUCCAUGCUGCUGCAAAAAACUCUCAUCUUAGCAUGUGUUUUCAUCUAAUCUCAGUUCAAAAUAUCUCAGUGCACCUAUUAUUAGCUUAAUUCAUCCAACUAGCAAGGCAUAACUUUUGAUUUUAAAAUGUUGCAAGCAGGAGACACGGUAUGAGCUGCUUGUUAUACAUAAGUAACUGCCGGUGCAGUUUCAUAAGAUAUCAUUUAGAAUCUUAUUUUGAGAUAUUUUCCUCAUUUCAAUCAUGUCUGGACUUAAUUUUAACACAUGAUCUCUUAAAAUAAGAGGUUAGCUCCAGCCUGAGCAGGGAAAUGAAGCUGGUUUAGAUUGUAAUGAGGUAUGCUGACAAAUUUUGGACAAGCACACUGAUUUGAGUUUGUUUGAUUGUUUUUCAGUUUGAAGAUUUCACAGGGAUAUCCAUGUAGGGCCUUUGCCUUCACUCUCUCCCCGCUCUGCUGAUGCUGUUAGUUUCUUUCCCAGUUCAGCCGGACGUCUUCAUUUCGGCACUAACACAAGCUUCCUGCCUCACAACAGAUGCUAUGUUUAUACAUGGCCGUAAGCGCACAGCCUCGCUGGCGUAUCCCCUUCAAACGUCUCUGCGGCUGCCGUUCUGACUCUCCCUCCAGCCCUUGCCCCACAAUGGUUGAUCAGUCAGUUGCCUGUCUGCUUGUCAGAUUUAUAUACGUACGCUGUGGUCUGUGUGAUAGGGUGCACGGGGGAAACACUACCUCUCAGGGUGUCGCACGGUGUCUCUUUUCAGAGGAAUAUCUAAAUAUAAAAGUAUACUGCUAAAAACAUAUAAUGGCUCACUGACAUUCUGUCAAGGGCGAGGAGAGGGGGGAGUAGAGAAAACAACAGGUGGGGGUGCAGGAGACAGAGGAGAGGGGUGACGGGUGCAAGCGCAGGGCCAGAGCUGCAUGACUGUGUGUGUGUGUGUGUGUGUGUGUGUGUGUGUGUGUCUGUGUGUGUGUGUGUAUGUGUGUGCAGGAGAGGGUUGAGAGACUUUCAGAAGUACUGCGCUGACAUGAGAGUGAGAGAUGUCACCACAGUGAAGAUUUAGGGCUGUGCAGGCCUUGGGCUCCCUCCAGGUCAGAGUGUCUGCCUUAUAUAGAUCUCUGGGAUAUAGGGACAUCUUUCUUUCUACCUUUCUCUCUCUCUCUCUCUCUCUCUCUCUCUCUCUCUGUCCACUAGAACAUGGUUGUGUUUAUUUCUGUGUCUUGUUGGGCUGAGAGUUGUGUGUGACAGUAUGAUCCAAUGGUGAAGAUAUCUGGGCCAGAGGGUGUAGCAGUCAUGUGAGUGACAUCGACGUUUUAGCACGGGUUGCUCCAGCCUUUCCAUUUGUCUCUUUAAAUCAAAUGCAUCACUACACAGUUGUGCAAUGCUUUGUGCUUUGUCCUAAAUUUAGGUCCUAAAUCGUUGUUGAUCCUCUCCUUCUCCUCUUAGAUACACCUUCACCCAGCAGUAGGCGGAGCUUCCCUCCAUCCUUCUGGGACAGUAACUACUCCUCACCUCAGAGCCGUGCUCACUGUGACACUGGUGCACCCUCUUAUUCCAUGGACCCCUACGCAUCAGGGCUGCAUCCGGGUCUGCCGCAUCCGCACACCCACCCUCAUCCGCAUGCUCACCCUCACUCCCACCCCCACCCACCGGAGAGCUGGGGGUAUCCUCAGGCCCAGGCCUACGGUCCCCCGCGGCCUCUGCAUGAACUGUACUCACCGUCAGCUUUGGAGCCCCACUAUGGGCCCCUGCUGAUGCCCACAGUGAGGCCCCCACAUCUCCCCACACUGCCAAGCCACUAUGAAGUUAGCAAGCUGGAGCCUGCUGCCUCCUGGCCCGGCCUGCUGCCCCCUGGAGAUGUGAGCCAGACACUGGCUCUUAACAUGGAUGCAGGUACUUAUGAAGCAUGUUUUCAACACUGUAUAUCAACUAGAAAAUGUUCUUUUAUCCACAGUUUUACAAAACAUUCUGGACAGAACCAGAUAAAAGAAUCUAUGACUGCAAAACCAGAUACUUAGACAUCAGCAUACACAAAUGCAAAUGACAAUUUUGGAUUUUUAUCUUUACUAUUUUUGGAGGGGGCAUCUGUCAGCUGAUGAGAGACAGAAAAUGUGAGUAGUAGACAAAAGAAAAUGGAUGUGGCCUGGAGUCAAAUCAGUGACUGCUACAAUGAAGACUACAGCCUUAAGCUGCUAAACCAAUGGUGCCAUAAAUUUAGAUUAAGAAAGGCAUUAGGAAAGAGAAUGGCUUUUCCAUGUAAAGAAGUCUUUGCAUUUAUUGCAGAGAACGAUCAAGCUUUUUUUUCUGGCUGCAAUCAUGGUUGCUAUGCAACCACAGAGUUUUACUUGCAACUAUUUUCUACAGACAGAUAGUAUAAAAUAAACAGGGGUGAAAACUUAUUUUUAUCAAAUAGAGCAAAUGACGUAAUGAAUGAUUAAAACGAGAUACAACAAUUUAAAUGAUAAAUUACAAAAGAGAGGUGAACAUUUACAUAAGAAACUGCAGCAUGAUAUGAAUUCAACAUCUAUCAAUACAUGUAUAAACGAGACAGACUUAACUGCCUUAGGCUGGAUCACCUCGAUGUAGCUCUGAACAUCCAACAUAUCUGCAGUUUUCAACCUCCCCGCAGUACCCUGAAAGGACAAAAAAGGUGCAGACACCUGCAAAGUUGACUUCCCUUAGUCGUGCACAGACACAUAUACACACACAUGCACACACACACACACACACACACACAAAGUGCAUCAUAAUCAUCUCAUGGGCUCUUUUUCCCUCCUCUAAAACAGGAUGUUUGGCUAAAGUAGGCUCCAUGACAACCUGUGUUCUGUUGUUUGCAUUAUCCUCAUCAUUGUUCUCUUGUCUUUCUGCUUUUCUCUCAGGCCUCCAGCAGCACAAGAAAGGCAAGGAGCUGUACUGGUUCUAA